Tachysurus fulvidraco (yellow catfish) is the source of this 2219-nucleotide messenger RNA. It is a transcript of the gene klhl24b, whose product is annotated as kelch-like family member 24b. Gene Ontology annotation, molecular function: protein binding. The coding region runs from base 297 to 2099 and encodes 600 amino acids. The record is from RefSeq and is a predicted model, not a curated record. Lineage: Eukaryota; Metazoa; Chordata; Actinopteri; Siluriformes; Bagridae. The transcript has 7 exons.
ACACACACACACACACACACACAGAGACACACACACACACACACACACACACACACACACACACACACACACACACACACACACACACACACACACACACAGCACAAGCUCAGAUCGAGGAGUCAGAAUAAGGAGACAGACAGUAAGAGACGUUAAUAAGACAGUUUUCACUCUUUAACAGCUACACAAACUCGCCAUAGAGAAGCAGCUCAGAUCUCGUCUUGGUUCUGAAGCAACCUCAGUUCCUCUUUCUGUUCUCCUACCACUGGGCUCAGGCCUGAUCCAUUCUGGCCGCCAUGGUACUGAUCCUGGGAAGAAGGCUAAACCGGGAGGAUUCGGGUGUCCGAGAGUCUCCUGCGGUCAAGCGCAAGGUUCUGGAGAUGGACACGAAAACUCUGAGCAGUCCUGACGUGUUUGACUUCUGCUCAGGGCCGAGCCAUGCAGAGAGCAUCCUCCAGAUGUUCAACGAGUUCCGUGACAGUCGUCUCUUCACCGAUGUGGUGAUCAGUGUGGAGGGUCGUGAGUUCCCGUGUCACCGCGGAGUGCUGUCGGCUUGUAGCGGCUACUUCCGCGCCAUGUUCUGUAACGACCACCGCGAGAGCCACGCAAUGCUAGUGGAGAUCAAUGGCAUCCGUGCCGAAGCCAUGGACACCUUCCUACAGUAUGUGUACACGGGCCGUGCGCGCAUCAACACAGAAAACGUGCAGUUUCUGUUUGAAACGUCCAGCUUGUUCCAGAUCGUGACUCUGCGUGAUGCCUGCGCUAAGUUCCUGGAGGACCAGCUGGACCCAUGUAACUGCCUGGGCAUCCAGAGGUUUGCUGACGCCCACUCGCUCAAGCAGCUCACUACCCGCUGCCGUAACUACGCCCUGCAAAGCUUCGCUGACGUGAUGCAGCAUGAGGAGUUUCUGGACCUGCGCCGUGACGAGCUUGAAGACUACAUCUCCAGCGAUGAGCUUGUCAUCAGUAAGGAGGAGACGGUAUUCGAGGCGGUGAUGCGGUGGGUCUACCACGACAUCGAACACCGUCGCUCCAUCCUGCGUGAGCUCCUGACGCAUGUCCGCCUCCCGCUGCUGCACCCUAACUACUUUGUGCAGACGGUUGAAGGCGAUCAGCUCAUCCAGAAUGCACCGGAGUGCUACCAGCUCCUGCACGAGGCACGUCGAUACCACGUACUGGGCAAUGAGAUGAUGUCACCUCGGACACGCCCACGCAGGUCCACGGGUUUCUCUGAGGUCAUCGUGGUGGUGGGCGGCUGCGAGCGAAUCGGGGGCUUCAACCUGCCAUACACUGAGUGCUACGACCCCGUGACAGGAGACUGGAAAUCACUGGCCAAACUUCCGGAGUUCACCAAGUCUGAGUACGCAGUGUGUGCUCUCCGCAAUGACAUACUGGUCUCAGGAGGUCGCAUCAACUGCAGAGAUGUGUGGAUGUACAACUCACAGCUCAACAUUUGGAUCCGAGUGGCGUCACUGAAUAAAGGACGCUGGAGACAUAAAAUGGCAGUCUUACUAGGAAAGGUGUAUGCGGUGGGUGGUUAUGACGGUCAGUCGCGACUCAGCAGUGUGGAGUGUUAUGACUCUUUCUCUAACCGCUGGACCGAGGUGGCCCCCAUGAAGGAGGCGGUGAGCUCCCCGGCGGUGUCCGGCUGCAUCAACAAGCUGUAUGUGAUCGGUGGAGGUCCUGAUGACAACACCUGCUCUGAUAAGGUUCAAUGCUAUGACCCGGAGUCAGACUGCUGGUUGCUAAGGGCCAACAUUCCCAUCGCUAAGCGUUGCAUCACUGCUGUUUCCCUCAACAACCUCAUCUACGUGUCGGGCGGUUUGACUAAAUCCAUCUACUGCUACGACCCCACUGAGGACUACUGGAUGCAAGUCGUACACACCUUCAGUAAACAGGAGAGCUGUGGGAUGUCUGUGUGUAAUGGGAAGAUCUACAUCUUGGGCGGACGCAGUGAGAGUGGCGAGGCAUCAGACACCAUCCUGUGCUACGAUCCGUCCACAGGGAUCAUCACAGGUGUAGCGGCGAUGCCACGACCCAUCUCUUACCACGGCUGUGUGACCAUCCACCGCUACAACGAGAAGUACUACCACUCAUGACCAUCCACACACACUUAGCCUGUUCCUUCUGUGUGUGUGUGUGUGUGUGCACAUAUUUGCCUUCUUCUUUUCUCGUUUUUUUGUAUUAUUCCCACCAGGUAAAAAUCUCCCUUUUCUGUC